This is a messenger RNA of Neoarthrinium moseri, 3780 nucleotides long. RefSeq lists its product as uncharacterized. Gene Ontology annotation, cellular component: nucleus. NCBI's taxonomy places the organism in Eukaryota, Fungi, Ascomycota, Sordariomycetes, Amphisphaeriales, Apiosporaceae. The transcript has a single exon. The coding region runs from base 1 to 3780 and encodes 1259 amino acids. Gene Ontology annotation, molecular function: methyltransferase activity; chromatin binding. The record is from RefSeq and is a predicted model, not a curated record.
AUGACAGAAGAUGAUGUCUUUUCCCUUCGACCACACCGGCCCGGUGUACGCUCUCGUGGGUGGACAAAAUUUGGUGAGCUGUCGCCCGAUCUCAGUCCGCUUCCGUCACCGAUACCACUGCAGCAGCAGCAAACAGUAGUAGCACACCACUUGGGUUUCGCAAAGGACAGCUCACCUGACGUCCUCAGCUCAUCACCACUUCUCACUCACAGACCUCCUCCGGGACCGCCACAAUCGCGGGUAUCUGGAGACUGGCAUGAUGAAUCUCGGCUCUUGCGACGAGACGAAGACGCAAAGCAAAGUCACAAUGAGGAGGUGGCUGCGAUGCCAAUGUCCCAGAACAUUGUUGUGGAACUGCCGUGCUCCACUCUGAACAAGCCCAAGUCGUUAUACAUUGGAUUCGUUCCGCCUGCCCGUAGAGUGAAAGAGUCAGAAGCCGUCGCGACACUUCUGGACAUUGUCACACAAGAUCACUCGGAUGACUUCGUCGAAUUCCACCUGACCGACUUCACCGUCUACAUAAACAACGCACUUUACCCCGGGGAGAUGCGCCCGCUGCAACAUUUGGCGACCAGACAAUCUUCUGAUCGAUUCUACUUCGACGGAAUACUUUGCGUUGGUACCACGCGGCUCUUCGUGGAGAGGGUACCAUUCCGUGAGCUGCCGAUUGGCAACUACACCAUAUCAGAACAUACGGUCGGUGACCAGAUUUGGAUACGAUCGGAACUCAAUGCGGGCAAGGAGAUAUACUACAAGCUGGGAAAGCCUGCUGUAGAGUACGCAAGAUUCUUCGGCCCAUUCCUAUGGAUCGCGGACCUGACCAAGCACGUACUGGACUACUGCGAGCACCUCCAUGCCAAGAAGCGUAGAGUUGUAUUGCACGAUUUCCGUGAAUGCUUUGGCGACUUCGUUUCGUCGAUGCACCAAAAGUCCCCCGUAUUUCAAAAGUGGUUCCGGGCCCAUGGUUCUACCGAUUUCAGGGCAGCCAUCGUGGCCAAUGUUGACUUUAUCUGGAAAGAAGCCGUUGGUCUACCUCGUGUGGGCAGGAAGCUGACUUCUUGGCAUCCGUUCUGGCGCGAAGUUAAAGGCGACCGCUACCAACCAAUGAAGACAAAACAAACGGUUUACUCUGACACGACACAAGUUUCUGAAGAAGAUACUAGCUCUGAAAACACUGCAAAUCGGAAAACCAUCAAGACAGGCGCACCAGGCAACAUUGCACCAACCAUCGUAACACCAUACAUCUACAACUUGUUCAGUCACAUGGGUUUCGAUGUCAUAAUGAAGCCGAUGUCGCCGCAUAAACAGCUGGCUGAGGAUCAGCUCGCGCAGGCACAGGUUACUGGCCACUUACGCAUGGCCACCGUGCAUGGUGCUGAUCAACAGAAAGGCGGUCAUGAUUUCGUCAAGUAUAUCAAACCCGGAGAUGUCAUCUCAACACCCCCAGACGCCGAGGGUACUGGCACCAAAUGGAAACGAGAGACCUCAAAGCAUCAUGGGUCAGACUACGUCUGGUAUGGCCUUGUUCAAGAGGUUCAUGUACGCAGCGCGCACCGUUCUUUUGACGUUAUAUGGAUGUACCAACCACGAGAGACUCCAUGCGGCUUGAUGAAGUAUCCAUGGGCAAGUGAGCUUUUCCUAUCUGACUCGUGUACGUGUGAGACAACACGUGUCGACGCGCGCGAUGUCCUUGCCACCCACAGUACUGCUUGGUGUGGGACAUCAGAAGAUUGUUCUGAUGCAUCACGUGGAGGCGCAGAGUUCUUUGUUCGACAAACCUACCUUCAAGAAGAGCACUGUUGGAUCUCAUUCAAAGAGAAUCAUCUAGUGUGCAAGCACCGGCAAGAAGGCGUCAAUGCAAGCAGAAGGUAUCAGAAGGGGGAUACAGUCCUCGCAAAGGUCGAGCAGCCCUACCUCCAAGCGUUCGUGGUAGAGGCGACAUACAGAGAAAGUGGGAAGCGGUGGGCGAGGGUUCGCCGGCUGCUACGACGAAGGGACAGGGACACAUCGAGGACUUUCCCGCCGAACGAGCUCCUCUGGUCAGACCAACUAAUCGAGAUAGAUCCUAAGAGGAUUGUCCGAACUUGUGUGGUACGAGCUUUCCAUGGGGCUGAUGAGAUACCGGCUCCUUACAGCUACAACGGCACGGGUGACGUUUUCUUUUUGACACGACGCGAAACAACUGGCGGGGCAAUCGAGACAACAGAACAUCCACGGUCCUUAAGUUUUCGACAAGGCUUUAAUCCUACUACUUCUCCUGCAUCGAUGAGACUGCGUGGCCUCGACCUAUUCUGUGGUGGUGGGAAUUUCGGUAGGGGCCUGGAGGAUGGUGGCGGAAUUCAAAUGCGAUGGGCCAAUGAUAUCUCCUCGAGCGCGGUCCACACAUAUAUGGCUAACACUGAGCCUGGCGUAUGUACGCCAUAUCUUGGUUCUAUCGACGAUCUGCUCGAGAAGGCGCUUCGAGGGGAUGCCGACGUGCCGCGACCUGGUGAGAUCCAGUUCAUCUCUGGCGGCUCUCCAUGUCAAGGAUUCUCGCGCCUUACGACGGCGAAAUCCCAAGCCACAUUAAAGCAAUGGAAGAAUCGCUCCCUCGUUGCAUCAUUUGCGUCCUUCAUCGACUUUUACAAACCUCAGUUCGGGCUCCUCGAGAAUGUCCCUUCAAUGGUACAGGGAGAAAACAAGCGUGAGAAUUGUUUCUUCUCGCAGCUGGUCUGUUCGAUUGUAGGCCUGGGCUACCAAGUGCGUAUCAUUUACGCGGACGCCUGGUCGUUCGGCGCUCCGCAACUGCGUAGUCGUGUAUUCCUCAAUUUCGCUGCGCCGGGUGUCAGGAUGCCUAGACCACCUACGCCUUCCCAUUCACACCCUUCGGAUGUUCGUAUGGGAAAGCUGGGCAAAAUGUCAAAUGGGCAACCCAUUGGCGAGAGAGUUCAUGUGCUCACUCCUUUCAAGUUUGUGAGCGCAAUCGAAGCCGCCGGCGAUCUUCCACACAUCCAGGACGGCAAGGCCGAUUUCUGCGUCGGGUUCCCCGACCACAGGCUUUCCCUCGGUAUCACAGCCAAGGGUCAAUCGCAAAUGCGGUUGAUUCCGUUCCAUCCCUAUGGCAUGAGAUUUGACAAGACCUACUUCGGGUACGAGGAGAACGGCAGGCGAUUCCCUGGGAUUAUGACAAUCAGCGACCGUGACUCCCAUUUCCCGAAUCCGAAGGAACUUCGAAUGCAGCCAGGUUCCAAGGGAUGGGGCCGCGUCCAUCCGCAUGACCUCUUUCGCACUGUUGUCACUGCUUGCAACCCUACCGACACGCGGACAGGUGUAGUAAAUCAUUGGCAGCAGCAGAGGCCGCUGACGAUAUUGGAAGCAAGGCGUGCCCAAGGGUUCGCAGAUCAUGAAGUCAUUCUUGGAAAGCCUCAUCAACAAUGGCAUAUUGUUGGAAAUAGUGUAGCUCGACAAGCGGCGAUGGCGUUCGGGCUUGCGAUCAGAGAAGCCUGGUUUGGGACGCUUUAUGAUGAGGGUAACACCAACGGCCUCGCCACAGAUCCGUUACACAAUCUUACAAUUGGGGGUGACUUCGGGAUAGAGUCAGAUUCGAGCAAGUCGAUGGAAGGUCAGACAAAUGAUCUACAUCUGGAAGCUCCCCCAGAGACGUAUUCGACUCCUGCUACCAGUGUGGGAGAGUCUGCAGACGAACUUUCAACACACAAUAACGGCCACAAUAGAAAGCGCCGCAGGACUACAACUCUCGUACAACUAUAUUCAAAAAGGCCUCUGCACAGUAUGGGAUGA